AUGGUUUACGCCAAAUUGCCUACUGCAUCUUCGAUACGUGGUUUUUCAGAAAGAGGCCUAAAGUUCCCUCAAACUACAGCAUUCGGAUACGAAAACCAUUGCAGGAAAUUGUGGGUUGAACGAAUGCUGCAGAUUGAGGCAAAGGAAAGAGGCACGUUCUUGACAGUGAUCUCCACCACAAUAUCAGCAGCAACUUUCCUGGCAUCGACCUCCUUGGUCCUGAGCUCUCUUAUUGGAGCAUGGAUCGGAAGCUCCUCAGAUAGUGUUUUCACAGCUGAUUUCAUCUAUGGGGACACGAGUCCUUCCAUGAUUUCCAUCAAGUACACAAGCCUCCUCAGUUGCUUUCUAGUGGCUUUCGUGUGCUUUCUACAAUGUGUGAGGAGUUCAGUCCACGUCAUUUUCCUCAUGAGCAUGCCAAACAGUGAUGUUCCAGUGGCCUAUGUUCAGAAGGCAGUCACAAGAGCAAGUAUUUUCUGGUCAGUUGGUUCACGGGCGAUCUACUUCGCAACCAAUCUGCUGCUAUGGAUUUUCGGUCCGAUACCGAUGUUCAUAUGCUCGGUUACUACAGUGGUGAUUUUGCACAAUCUUGAUACGAAUUCGACCCCUUUGCAUCAAUUUCAGCCUAAAAAGAAUCUUAACCUCCUCGGCAAGAUGGGCGAUGAUGUAUCUGCUGUCACGAGAGUAGCUGAAGAACAUGAGUAUGUACAAGAUGCAAAAGGCACUGGUUCUGCCUCGACCAGUUAA
Messenger RNA from Rhodamnia argentea, 744 nucleotides. RefSeq lists its product as uncharacterized. The transcript is spliced from 3 exons. Lineage: Eukaryota; Viridiplantae; Streptophyta; Magnoliopsida; Myrtales; Myrtaceae. Bases 1 to 744 code for a protein of 247 amino acids. The record is from RefSeq and is a predicted model, not a curated record.